AAUUACCACAUCCGACGUGUGGUUAAAUGUCAAGUGAUGGUGUUGUUAAUGCGAACGGGGAGACGCGCUGCUACGGCGGUGUUACGCGUAACGUCCAGCACACACAGAUAAGAAGUACUACCAUUGGAAUGAAUGAAAGUAGAUAAAUACGUUUUUGUUUUCUUUUAUAAAAGCGUCCGUGUCGCUUUGUUUCAUUAGCACGGUAAAUUGUUCGAUUACCGUGGUUUAAACAUAAGGCUUUUUUACAACGUAUUUGCUUUUGACCACUAACAGACACGAUCGAUAUGAUUUGAUAAAUGUUUCUUUCGUAAAAAUAAAAAAAUAAACAGUUGAAGAGCAGUGAACUAAACAUGCAGUGACGUUGUCCAACAAUGUUAUGGUUCCUGGCUGUGACGUAAUACACAAAAACAUGGUUCCCUUGUUUUGAACCCGAAAAGCGUGCUAAGUGCUCCUUUAACUUGGCCGCGCGCGGAGAUGCGUUUCCGAAAGCGAGCGACUGGAAAACACCGAUAGGAGACGAUGGCCCAGGCCGUGGAAACGUGCGCUGCACCCGGACGCAGGCUGCGCUCCAUUUGCCGAAGGUUGUACGACGAAAACGAGGAUCUGUCCGACGUUGAAGAAAUUACAAACAUCCGAGGUUUCAGUGUGGAGGAGAAGCUCGUCAGUGACAGUUACAGCGCCACGUUUGUGCACUUCAUGGAGGGUAAAGACUUCUCUUAUGAAUAUGUGCAGAGGGAUGCUCUCAGGACCCCACUCAUCUUCAAAGAGAAAGAGGGACUCGGGCUCAGAAUGCCCGAUCCAGAAUUCACAGUCAGUGAAAUUAAGGGCUUAGUUGGGAGUCGCCGGUCCGUGGAUGUUAUGGAUGUGAGCACUCAGAAAGGCUCUGAAAUGAGCAUGUCUCAGUUUGCCCGUUAUUACGAGACACCGGAGGAAGAGCGGGACAAACUGUUCAACGUCAUCAGCUUGGAGUUCAGCCACACUAAACUGGAGAGUCUCAUCAAGCGUCCCACAGUGGUAGAUCAAGUUGACUGGGUGGACAACAUGUGGCCUCCUGAUCUGAAGCAAAGCCAAACAGAAGCCACCAAUGUAAUCUCAGACAUGAAGUACCCAAAAGUGCAAAGAGUGCUGCAUACAGUCGGUGUUAUCCAUCUCAUGUACUGUUUGAUGAGCGUGAAGGGCUGCUACACAGACUUCCACAUCGACUUUGGUGGAACCUCCGUCUGGUAUCAUGUAUUCAAGGGUCAGAAAGUGUUUUGGCUCGUGCCUCCGACCCCCCAUAACCUCGCCCUCUACGAGGACUGGGUCCUGUCAGGCAAGCAGAGUGAUCUCUUCCUGGGAGACCGAGCCGACGGAUGCCAGAGAGUGGGACUUGAGCAGGGAUACACGUUCUUCAUCCCAUCGGGCUGGAUUCAUGCCGUCUACACUCCAGUGGACACUCUGGUAUUUGGAGGCAAUAUUCUGCACAGCUUCAACAUUCCUAUGCAGCUUACCAUCCAUGAGAUAGAGAAUAGGACCAAGGUCCAUUCCAAGUUCCGUUUCCCCUUCUACUUUGAGAUAUGCUGGUAUGUCCUGGAGAGAUACCUGCACUGCCUCACCAAGCGCUCGUACUUCUCCCAGGAGCUCCACAAAGAGCCGGUGCUGACGGACUAUGAGACAAAGGGAAACACACAGAGCCCGUCGUCCGACACCAGGAGCCGGGACACGAACGAGGACUCGUGUGAUACCCGAGUCAGGGAGGGCCAGGGGGACAAACCAGAGAAGGCUGCCCAGGAGGGCCCCUGCUGUCCUGACAGCCAGAGGAGCCAGCACCUCAAGGCUGUUCUCUCCGUCCACUCCGAGGACAGCUGUAAUCCCGGCUCCGCCCCUCUGGAGUCCCCGCAGACGCCCUCGGACUCUUCGGGCUCGGAGGCAACAAAUAAAUGGAUGCAUUUGACCGAGUUCGAGCUGAGCGGACUCAGGAAGCUGGUUGAGAAGCUCGAGUUGCUCCCUGAAAACAAAAAAUGUGUUCCCGAGGGAAUAGAGAACCCCCAAGCUCUGCUGGAAAACAUGAAGGUUGUCUUAAAAGAACACGCUGAUGACGACCCCAAGUUAGCAAUCACUGGAGUUCCUGUGGUCUACUGGUCAACACAAAUGAAGCCGCGGCCUCCAAACCGGCCUAAACCUAAGAUGGCAGCUUCUCCUGCAUCAGCAGUCAAGCUGUCGGCCGGCCGGGGAACAUCUGGUGCCAGGAGGAGAAGGACGCGCUGCCGGAAGUGUGAAGCGUGCCUGCGGACGGAGUGCGGAGAGUGCCACUUUUGCAAAGACAUGAAGAAGUUUGGUGGGCCGGGCCGCAUGAAGCAGUCCUGCAUCAUGAGGCAGUGCAUCGCACCCGUCCUGCCGCACACAGCGGUGUGUCUCGUCUGUGGAGAGGCAGGGAAAGAGGACACAGUGGAGGAUGAGGAGGAGAAGUUUAACCUUAUGCUCAUGGAGUGCUCCAUCUGCAAUGAGAUUGUUCAUCCUAACUGUCUAAAGGUGAAAGACUCAAACGGAGUAGUCAAUGAUGAAUUGCCAAACUGCUGGGAGUGCCCAAAGUGUAAUCAUGCUGGGAAAACAGGAAAAGCCUCAAAGCAAAAAAGGGGGCCAGGAUUUAAGUAUGCCUCAAACCUUCCCGGUUCGCUGCUGAAAGAACCGCGGCUAAACCGGGACUCAAAGGAGGAUCCCGACCCGCCGUUGUUGGCCACAGCAACCGUCAACGCUUUGACCGCCGCGUCUGCCGUGAAGAGAAAAGCGGAGCGGGAGGAAAUCCCUAAGGCGAGAGAGGAAGAACCGGCAAAGAAACGUCCUCCGCUGCUGUCCCUGGACGCUGUGCUCCGACCGAGGCCAGAGGAAAACCCACUACGGAAAAAGAGGAAGCUUUUCGACACCCAUGAUGAACCUGUAAUGGUGAAAAAGAAGAAGAAGCUUUUAAAACCUGACGAUCCUUUGACUCUCAAGCUGUUGCGUCAAAUCAAGACGGAAAACGAUCAGGGCGAUGAAGAAGAUGACCUGGAGGAUCACAAAGAAGAUGGAUUCCCUUUGGGCAGGGUUUAUUUAAAGGGUAAAGAUGAAUAUGACGAAGAGGACCAAGCACAGGACAACGAGGGACGGGGAGAGAAGACAGUGAAAAAAGAGAGAGACAGCAGCGGUGCAGAGGACAAAGCCACGGUCCUGUUAAGUCCACUGCUAAGAACAUCUGCAGCCAGAGACGGCGAACAGUCCUCCAGCUCUCCCACAGCGGCACCGAGCAGCGACUCGGGAGACGCAGAGGAGAGGAGCUCCAAGCUGAAGGCUCGCCAUCAGCGGCGACGUCUCCCCAGCAGAGAGCUGAGCAAGGAGUUCAACCGAGAGAUCCCCAAGACGGAAGAGUGCCUCCCCGACCAAAACCACGGCUCGGUGAAGGCCGAGGAGGGCUCAGCCAAUCACAAUCGACGACCACUGAAGAACGAGGACCCCGUGACCAAUCAGGACCGUAAGCCAUUGAAAACGGAGGAGUCGCCCGCCGAUCAGAGCCGCAGGGCCCUUAAAACGGAGGAGGGCUCGGGCAACCACAACAGACGCCCGCUGAAAACGGAGGACGGCGCGGCCAAUCAGAACCACAGGCCCGUGAAAACCGAGCCCGAGGGCGAGGUGGAGGACCAGAAGCCCCGAUGGCCUCUCAGCAGCAACGGCAGCGGCGCCCUGGGCGACUGGCUGCGACCCCGCGAGAGGGAGGCCGACGAGGCGCCGCGCGGCUUCUCGCCGCCGGGCUGGAACCGAAGCGCGCCAAUCGCGCCCGCCGCGUGGCCCCGUCCGCUCCCCUGCCGGUCGCCGCCGAAAUGCGUCCAGAUGGAGCGCCACGUGAUCCGGCCCCCGCCCAUCAGCCCCCCGCCCGAUCGGCUCCCGCUGGCCGACGGCGAGGCGCACGCCAUGCGAAGGGAGAUGUGGAUGACGGUGUUCGGCCACCUGGCUCACAGGGACCUCUGCGUGUGCAUGCGCGUCUGCAGGACCUGGAACAGAUGGUGCUGCGACAAGAGGCUGUGGAAGCGCGUCAAUCUGAACCGCUGCAAGUCCAUAACGCCCCUCAUGCUGAGCGGCAUCAUCCGGAGGCAGCCGGUGGCUCUGGACCUCAGCUGGACCAACAUCUCCAAGAAGCAGCUCGGCUGGCUCGUCAACAGGCUGCCAGGUUUGCGUGUGCUGCUUUUGUCAGGCUGCUCCUGGGUGGCGGUCUCUGCUCUUUGCACGUCCAGCUGUCCUCUCCUGCGAACUCUGGACGUCCAGUGGGUCGAGGGACUGAAAGACGCCCAAAUGAGGGACCUGCUGUCGCCUCCUACAGACAACAGGCCAGGUCAGCUGGACAACAGGAGCAAACUGCGUAACGUGGAGGAGCUGCGCCUGGCGGGCUUGGACAUCACGGACACGUCUCUGCGCCUCAUCAUUCGCUACAUGCCGUCGCUGUCCAAGCUGGACCUCAGCUACUGCAACCACGUCACCGACCAGUCCGUCAACGUGCUGACCGCGGCGGGGACGACCACCAGGGACUCUCUCACUGACAUCAACCUGUCGGUCUGCAACCGGGUCACAGACCAGUCGCUGACCUACUUCAAGCGCUGCGGGAGCGUAUGUCACAUCGACCUGCGCUACUGCAAACAGUGCCCUGUUUUCUGUUCGGACGAAGGUACUGUAUAUUUUUGUUCUCCAUGUGAUACAAUUUGCACUAAUACAGUAAGUCUGAAUACAUGAAUGUAUUCACAUACACUUUACAGUCUAUAAAGCUUUUUCUUUUUCCAACACUAAAAUGUUCUGCUAAUUCUACUAACAGCUUAUAGUUAACUGGGUUGCAUUAAGACACAGCUUUAUACAAACGUCUGUGCCAGUCUCUGUUGCAUUUUAGUAUCAUUGGUGCUUUGUAGGUACGUCUGUUAGCUCUGCAUGCAGCAAAGGCACAUGUUUACACCACAGUCAUUACCUUUAGUAACCGAAAUAUAAUCAUCCGUUCACUCCUGUCAGCUGAACUCAUGAAAAAAAAUCAGUACUGAAUCCUGCAAGAAAUAAUGAAGCAACAAUUAACAGAAUAAGAACAUUCGCGUAAGUCUUUAUAGAUGAGGCAGUUUUCCCCCCAUUUGACAGAAGUGAUGUUUAAAUCCAUCAAACAGGCCAACAGGUUGAAAUACAUGUUUUAAUGUAUAGUUUCCAAAUUCUCAAGAGAUGAAUGUAUUUUAUUGAAAAGAUAUAAAGCCAGUAUUAGUAAAGCGAUCAAGUAAAAAAAAGUUAAAAAACGGUUUCUAUCCGGUAGGAAAUGGCAUCAUCAUCCCACUCGUCACUGAGCCUCAUAAAUAUGGCAUUGUUCCUGAAUUAUUUCUGUACACAUUUCUGUGAACCGUAAAAGUGAUUUUGUUUGUUCUUUUUUCCGUGUGAGGGAUUCCACUGAAGUGUACAUUUGUUAACACUGGUUAUUCAUAUCGAAUCAUCUUUUAUAUUUACUAAGUACUUGUCAACCAAGUGCACCAGUUAAUAGCAAAAUAGUUUAAUAUACAUCUAUUCAUCACAAUAUCUAAAGUUCUAUAUAAAAGCUCAUUUCAAUAUUGGAACUUGUCUAUCUGAUGCCGCGCUCAAACCUUUUUAAAGAGUCUUUUUGACAAGCACUUGAUACGGUUCAGUGGAUGAGUUUACACUUACCUUUUAUCCGUUUCUAUUAAAGCAACAUCUCGUCAUAAAAGAGUUUAGUACAUUACUGUAAAUGUUCAAUCUGUACAUGGUGUACAUGUAAAGCCUCUAGGAAAAGUUAGGUCAGCCUUGAGAUAUUAAAUCCAUUUUAAAUACUGA
Gasterosteus aculeatus aculeatus (three-spined stickleback) is the source of this 5820-nucleotide messenger RNA. The record is from RefSeq and is a predicted model, not a curated record. NCBI's taxonomy places the organism in Eukaryota, Metazoa, Chordata, Actinopteri, Perciformes, Gasterosteidae.